Messenger RNA from Coffea arabica (coffee), 4226 nucleotides. The record is from RefSeq and is a predicted model, not a curated record. NCBI's taxonomy places the organism in Eukaryota, Viridiplantae, Streptophyta, Magnoliopsida, Gentianales, Rubiaceae.
GAGUGUGUGUGUGUGUGUGUGUGAGAACUGAAGUUAACAUUGGAUACACAUAUGCGCCUGCAUCAGCAACACCAGCAGCAGCGGCAUCACCACUCCACCCCUGUACAUGCUGAAUAUUGUUUAAAUUAAAAAGAAAAAAGGAGGAGGGUUUCGUCGUAGCUUUCCGACUGGAUUCUCCCAUUCUCCUUCCAAUCUCCAAGGGCUUACGCCGCUGGUUCAUUGGCUUUGUCGAUUAAGUCUUGCAACACCGCCUCUGUCUCUUGCUUAAGCUCUCGUUCGCUCUCUUCGGCUCCACUCCUGUCGUUCCUUUCCUAAACCCUAACUUACCUUCCCGCCAAUACCUAGGUUAGGGUUUCCCCAGGGAAAGAGUUACCACUUGAUUUAUUCGAUCUCUGUUAUGAGUUGCAAUCCGAAAUUCGUCCGAUUAGGGCAGGGUUAACAGGGUUUCUGUGUCAGAGAGAGAGAGAGAGAGAGAGAAGGGGGUUGGUGUGAUUCCUUGAAUUUGAAUGGCAUUGGGUGAUUCGAUGGCUUCUAGAUUUUCGCAAUCAUCUAUGGCCUUGGCGGUGGUGUCCAAUCAUCUCGAGGAGUUAAAUAUUAGCACUAGUACUACCGGUAAUAAUAGCAUUAAUCAUGAGGAUGGUGAGAGGAGUGUUAGGGAUUCGGAAACUGCUAGUAGUAGUUAUGUUGCUGUGGCGAUGACGACGACAAGCAUGGCCUAUUUGCCUCAGACCCUGGUACUAUGUGAGCUCCGGCAUGACGCUUUUGAGGGUUCCUUGCCCUCUGGCCCGUCUGACAGUGGCUUGGUCUCCAAAUGGCGGCCUAGGGACCGGAUGAAGACGGGAUGUGUUGCCCUUGUUUUAUGUUUAAACAUUAGUGUUGAUCCACCUGAUGUAAUAAAGAUAUCUCCUUGUGCCCGGAUGGAGUGCUGGAUUGACCCUUUUUCAAUGGCACCUCAAAAAGCGCUUGAAACAAUUGGAAGAACCUUAAACCAACAGUACGAGAGAUGGCAGCCUAGAGCUCGCUACAAGAUCUCUUUAGAUCCCACUGUGGAUGAAGUCAAGAAACUUUGUACAACUUGUCGUAAAUAUGCCAAGUCAGAGAGAGUUUUGUUUCACUAUAAUGGGCAUGGAGUUCCAAAACCAACGGUCAAUGGAGAAAUAUGGCUUUUCAAUAAGAGCUAUACACAGUAUAUUCCAUUACCUAUUGGUGACUUGGAUUCUUGGCUGAAGACACCUUCAAUAUAUGUCUUUGACUGCUCUGCUGCUGGGAUGAUUGUCAAUGCCUUUGUAGAGCUUCAGGACUGGACUGCUGCUGCUUCUGCUUCUUCUGGUCCUUCUGCUAGGGAUUGCAUUUUGCUUGCAGCCUGUGAAGCACAUGAGACUCUUCCUCAAAGUGCUGAAUUUCCGGCUGAUGUGUUUACUUCCUGCCUUACAACUCCCAUAAAAAUGGCAUUGAGAUGGUUUUGUACUCGUUCUUUGCUUCGUGAGUCUCUAGAUUAUUCACUUAUAGAUAGAAUUCCUGGCCGGCAAACUGAUCGGAAGACGCUUCUUGGAGAAUUGAAUUGGAUUUUUACAGCAGUGACAGACACAAUUGCCUGGAAUGUUCUCCCACAUGAUCUUUUCCAGAGAUUGUUCAGGCAAGAUCUAUUAGUUGCGAGUCUGUUCCGUAACUUUCUACUUGCGGAGAGAAUCAUGCGCUCUGCCAAUUGUUCACCACUUUCGCAUCCCAUUUUGCCGCCGACCCAUCAACAUCAUAUGUGGGACGCUUGGGAUAUGGCUGCUGAAAUAUGCCUUUCUCAGCUUCCAACUCUUGUUGAGGACCCUAAUGCAGAAUUCCAGCCUAGUCCAUUCUUUACGGAGCAAUUAACAGCUUUUGAGGUGUGGCUUGAUCAUGGAUCCGAUCUUAAAAAACCACCUGAACAGCUGCCAAUUGUUCUUCAGGUUUUACUUAGUCAAUGUCAUAGGUUCCGUGCUUUGGUGCUCCUUGGAAGGUUUCUGGAUAUGGGAUCUUGGGCUGUGGAUUUGGCCUUAUCUGUUGGAAUAUUUCCUUACGUUUUAAAGCUCUUGCAAACAACUACUCCUGAACUUAGGCAAAUUCUUGUGUUCAUUUGGACAAAGAUUCUUGCGCUUGAUAAGUCUUGCCAGGUUGAUCUCGUGAAGGAUGGUGGACAUGCAUAUUUCAUUAGAUUUCUUGACAGUGUUGAAGCUUACCCAGAGCAACGUGCAAUGGCUGCAUUUGUUUUGGCUGUCAUUGUAGAUGGUCACAGACGAGGUCAGGCCUGUAUUGAAGCUGGUUUGAUACAUGUAUGCUUGAGGCACCUUCAGGUUUCAAGUCCAGGUGAUUCACAAACUGAACCACUAUUUCUUCAGUGGCUGUGCCUAUGUCUUGGGAAACUAUGGGAAGAUUUUGCAGAGGCACAAACCAUGGGUGUGCUGGCAGAUGCCUCUGCUGUAUUAGCACCUCUACUUUCUGAGCCCCAACCUGAGGUUCGAGCUGCAGCUGUUUUUGCUCUGGGCACUGUCCUCGAUGUUGGGUUUGACACAUCAAGAGAUGGUGCUGGGGGUGAGGAAGAUUGUGAUGAUGAUGAAAAAGUUAGGUCUGAGGCCAGUAUUGUCAAAAACCUUCUGAAUGUUGUUUCUGAUGGAAGUCCUUGGUUCGUGCUGAGGUUUGAAGUUGGUUUAUCAUUUAACUCAUUUGCAGCUCUAGCUCGUUUUGCCUUUGGCCACAACAAGCACCUGAAAUCUGUUGCUGCUGCAUACUGGAAGCCUCAGCCUAACUCUGUGCUUGCUGCCUUGCCUGCGUUUGCAGUCAAGGGUUCAGGUAGUGGCUAUACGACUCCAACACAAUACAUGCCUCAUGGAAGUAUUGUUCCAUCUGCAGUUUCUCCUUUGCUCAGAGUUGGGGAAAACAGCCAGCCUGUAGUUCGUGAUGCAAGAGUGUUUACCAGUAGCCCCCUUGCAACAUCUGGAAUCUUGCAUGGCUCUCCUCUCUCUGAUGAUUCAUCUCAGCAUUCUGAUUCUGGCAUAGUGGCUGACUCCAUUACCAAUGGGGUAGUUAACCAUGCAAGGCCUAGACCUCUUGACAAUGCACUCUAUUCACAAUGUGUGUUGGCUAUGUGCACUCUGGCCAAAGAUCCAUCGCCACGAAUCGCCAGUCUUGGUCGUCGAGUAUUAUCUAUUAUUGGCAUUGAAUCGGUGGUUGCAAAAUCAGUGAGGUCUACUCCUGGUAAUGCCCAGCCUAGUGAAUCCAUGGCUAAUGCCAGCACUAGUCUCACUGGACUAGCUCGGUCAUCAUCAUGGUUUGAUAUGAAUGGAGGGCAUUUGCCUCUCACGUUUAGAACACCUCCAGUUAGCCCUCCUCGGCCUAGUUACUUGACAGGAAUGCGGAGAGUGUAUUCCUUGGAGUUUAGACCACAUCUAAUGAAUUCUCCAGAUUCUGGAUUAGCUGAUCCACUUUUGGCAACAGCUGGACCUUCUGGAGCUUCAGAACGCAGUUUUCUUCCACAGUCUACGAUCUACAAUUGGAGUUGUGGUCACUUCUCAAAGCCUCUUCUUACAGCUACUGAUGAUAGUGAAGAGAUUAUUGCCAGAAGAGAAGAGAGAGAAAAGCUGGCUUUGGACCGUAUUGCAAAAUGCCAACAUUCUGCUGUGAACAGACUACGUGAUCAAAUUGCCAGUUGGGAUGCAAAAUUUGAGACAGGCAAAACUGGUUUGCUGCAGCCCUUUUCUCCAGUCGUGGUUGCUUCAGAUGAGAGUGAGACAAUCAGAAUCUGGAAUUACGAGGAAUCUACACUACUGAACAGUUUUGAGAAUCAUGAUUACCCUGACAAAGGAAUUUCAAAGCUGUGUCUUGUGAAUGAACUUGAUGAGAGCUUGCUGCUUGUUGCUUCAAGUGAUGGAAAUGUCCGGAUUUGGAAGGAUUAUACUUCAAAAGGUCAACAAAAACUGGUUACUGCACUCUCUUCGAUUCAAGGUCACAGGCCAGGCGUGCGGAGUGUGAAUGCAGUAGUCGAUUGGCAACAGCAGUCUGGAUGUCUGUUUGCUUCGGGUGAAGUGUCAUCUAUCAUGGCAUGGGAUCUGGAUAAGGAGCAGCUUGUAAAUAAUCCAUUAUCCUCAGAUUGCAGCAUUUCAGCACUGUCUGCUUCUCACAUUCAUGGGGGCCAGUUCGUGGCUGGUUUUUCGGAUGGAUUUGUGAGAUUAUAUGACACUCGGACACCUGAAAUGUAA